AUGUUCAAAUGUUCCAGUACUGAUACUUCCGACUUUACGCCCAUUAGCACCUCAGCAACCACCACGGGUGCAUCUCGGCGACGAAACUCGAGUGUAGGAACAACAGCCAAUAACACCAAUAACAACAACCAGCAGCAACAGCCUGCACAAACACCACCUCGCAGAGGAGCGAGUAUCUUUAAACAAGGAGAUUCAGAACAUUGUAACAACAACAACAACAAUAGGUUUCGUUCUCCAUCCACCUUCUCACCGAAUUUGAGCACUUCCCCAACAACAGGCAGCACGAGCCCGACUUCAGGUCAUAAUGAAUCGUUUUUGUAUCAUACCAAUAGCUCUGCGAGUAAUUAUGAUCCUACCACUCGUUUCAGUAAUGCGAGCGCUUUGAGUGAUGAUAUGAAACCAGAGAUUGGUAUUCUCAUGUUGGGAAGUGGAGGUUCAGGAAAGACUUCCUUGUUCAAACAGAGAAAGUUAAUUUAUGAAGGAGGGUUUUCAGAGAAGGAAAAAAAGCAAGCCAAAGUGGUGAUAUGGUCAGAGAUUCUUCAAAUUUUGUAUAAUUUUGCGUAUGAGUUGCAUAAUGGUAGAUAUGAUUUAGAGUUUGCGUUGAGACAGACCGUGUUUGACUUUUUGCAAAUUACCAAUGAUCGAUGUCAAGGAAAUGAAUUUGCUUUGAUAUCCAUUUCAGAAGAGGUCUUUCGACAAGCUGAAAAGUGGAAGCAGUUCUUUAACGAACAAAUGCAUCGACAAAUUUUGGAAACGAAUAAUGGGUUCAGUUCUCUAUUUUUGUGUUGUUUAACUCCUUAUUUUCGCGAAUAUGAUCGAGUGACAAACAUCGAUUAUACACCGACUGAUUACGACGUGGUAUUAUUCCAGAAAAAAACUACGGGAAUUGUAGAAUCCUCAUUUGUUUACAUGAAUUCUUACGUUGUUAAAGUAGUGGACACUGGAGGUCAAAGAAACGAAAGAAAAAAGUGGGGGAAGGCGUUCCAGAAACAACCAUUAGAUUGUAUUUGGUUCCUAAUUUCAUUGAGCGAUUUUUUCAAAGUUUGUUACGAGAAUGAGGAGCUCAAUCGAUUGAACGAUUCAUUGGCCAUCUUUUCUGAAUGGUUAAGGUCUGAUGCGGUCAAAAAUGUCAAACAUUUCUGGGUUGUUUUCACGCAUCUCGAUGAGUUGGAACAGGAAUUGCCUCGCCUCAAAAUGUCCUUCCUUAAAACCAUUGUUCCAGGAGUUGAAGAUGGCAUGACCGCAAAUCAACUUUAUCAACACAUUAGCCAAAAAUUCCUUUCUAUUGAUUCAGAGAAGCGAGUGAAUCACAUUGAGUGUUUGAAUUCAACUGAUACUGAUCAGGUGAGGCAACUCUUCGAUAAAGCCAUUAACGAAAUCAUUGAAAAUAAAUAA
Messenger RNA from Naegleria lovaniensis, 1395 nucleotides. RefSeq lists its product as uncharacterized. The coding region runs from base 1 to 1395 and encodes 464 amino acids. Lineage: Eukaryota; Heterolobosea; Eutetramitea; Acrasida; Naegleriidae. The transcript is spliced from 3 exons. Gene Ontology annotation, molecular function: guanyl nucleotide binding; G-protein beta/gamma-subunit complex binding; G protein-coupled receptor binding. Gene Ontology annotation, biological process: adenylate cyclase-modulating G protein-coupled receptor signaling pathway. The record is from RefSeq and is a predicted model, not a curated record. Gene Ontology annotation, cellular component: heterotrimeric G-protein complex.